UUUUUUUUUUUUUACUUAUCUUUUCUUUCAUCAAACAACCACCACCAUGAGUGAAUCAAACGCUGUCAUUGGUAUCAACUUUGGUACUUCUUCUACUUCUAUUGGUUAUGUUAACAAGGAAGGACGUGCUGACUGUCUUGCCAACCAAGAAGGUGAUCGUCAAAUUGCCUCUGUACUUGCUUUCCAUGGUGAAGAAGAAGUUGUUGGUUCUCAAGCCAAGUCUGAAAUUGCUCGUCAUCCCAAGACCACUGUUGCCAAUUUCCGUGCUACUCUUGGAAAGACUUUUGCAGAAUCAGAAGAUCUUCCUGGAUCUGCUGCCCCUGUAGUUGAUAAAGCAGGUACUCCUGGUUAUGAAAUUACUUUUGGUGAAGAAACCAAGGUAUUUUCUACUCAAGACAUCUCUGCCAAGUUCUUGCGUCAUAUUCGUGAAUCUGCUGAAGGUUUCUUUGGUAACAAAAUCGAUGGAGCUGUCAUGGCAGUCCCUUCCUAUUUUACUGACAAGCAACGUGAAGACUUCAAGCAAGCAGCUACUGAUGCUGGUAUCAAGGUAUUACAAUUGGUUCAAGAACCCACUGCUGCUGCAUUGGCUUAUGGUUUAGGUCAAAAGGAUGAUCAAGAUAAGACCGUGGUUGUUUGUGAUUUGGGUGGUCAUUCUUUCGAUGUUACUGUGAUGACUGUGCGUUCUGGUAUUUACAGUGUGUUGGCUACUGCUCAUGAUACCAAGCUCGGUGGUGUGUCCUUUGAUGAUUUGUUGAUCAAGCAUUUCAGUGCUGAAUUCAAAAAGAAGACCAAGGUGGAUCUCGCUAAUAAUGCUAAGGCUCUUUCCAAGUUGCGUGGUGCGGUUGAAAUGACCAAGAAGAUGUUGUCCAGUGCCAGCUCUGCUCCUUGUUUUGUGGAAUCUCUUGCUGAAGGUCUUGAUUUCCAUGGUACCAUCAAUCGUAUGCGAUUUGAAAUCUUGUCUAACAGUGUGUUUGCCAAACUUCAAGAAGUGGUUCGUCAAGUGCUUGUCAAGGCUGAUUUGGAUGCCUCUGAAAUCGAUGAAGUCGUCCUUGCUGGUGGUGCUGCUCGUAUUCCCAAGUUCGCUGUCAAACUUCGAGAAGUGUUUACUGCUGAUACUCAUAUUCAUAACGAUCUUGAAGCCGAUGAAGUGGUUGCUCGUGGUUGUGCCAUCCAAGCUUCUCUUAUUGCUGGUUUUGAUCCUGAAGAUAUUGAAGCUGCUAUCCAUCCUGUUGUGACUUUGGCUCCUUCUACACAAAAGGCUAUUGGUGUUCUCAAUGCUUCUGGUGCUUUCGUUCCUAUUAUUCCCAAAGGUACUGCUUUACCUGCUCGUCGAUCCUUUACUUUCACUCCUGCUGGUGAGCAAUCUCAUGUGUAUGUUGCUCUUCAUGAAGGUGAUCAUGUCAUUGAAAAGAAGGAAAUCCCUGUUGAACCUAUUCCUGUGGAAGAAGGAGAAGAACCUUAUGAAGAAGAACCCGAAAUUGUUACUACUGUCUUUACCAAACCUGCUGCUCUUUUGAUUGAAGCUGUCUUGCCUGUGUCCUCUAAAUCUACAAAGGUGGAAGUACAAGUGACUGUGAAUGUAGAUGGUAAAUUGACCUUGGUAUUACGUGAUACUGCUAAUGUGGUGAAGGCUGAAGUCGCUGGAAAACAAUAGAAUUCCCCCCUUUUUUUUAUUAUAUAUUAUUUCACCUCAUUUUUUUUAUUUGCAUUUUGUUUUUUUUUUCUUAUCAUUUUAUGUAGUUUAGUAUACAAUAAAUAAAAAAAAAUCUAGUUUUUUAGUUUGUUUU
This is a messenger RNA of Halteromyces radiatus, 1787 nucleotides long. Its product is annotated as heat shock protein 70 family. Lineage: Eukaryota; Fungi; Mucoromycota; Mucoromycetes; Mucorales; Cunninghamellaceae. Gene Ontology annotation, cellular component: nucleus; cytosol. Bases 47 to 1654 code for a protein of 535 amino acids. Gene Ontology annotation, molecular function: ATP-dependent protein folding chaperone; ATP binding. The record is from RefSeq and is a predicted model, not a curated record. The transcript has 4 exons. Gene Ontology annotation, biological process: protein folding.